Molecule: messenger RNA, 1488 nt
Organism: Malus domestica (apple)
Lineage: Eukaryota; Viridiplantae; Streptophyta; Magnoliopsida; Rosales; Rosaceae
Source: RefSeq, a predicted model, not a curated record
AUGAAGGUUCUCUUCUGGAAUAUAUGUGGCAUUGGUAACGAUGACUCUCGGACGGAGCUCUCUAACAUCUGUCGGUUGCAUCACCCGGAUUUGGUUUUCAUUGCGGAGCCCAUGGUGACUUUUAAUUCUAUUUCAGCUGCUUAUUGGGAUUCUUUAAAUUUAUCUGCUCUUACUUUUAAUUCUAGAGGAACUCUUGCCCCCAACCUUUGGUUACUAACAUCUUCGGCUUGUGCAGACCCUUUAGUUAUUUCUAUAUCUGAUCAACAGGUUACGGUUCGCUGUACUUUUGAUCAUAUCCCAAGCCAGUUCACAUUUGUUUAUGCAAGCACUUCAUCUAUCAAAAGAAGAGACUUGUGGGCUGACUUUAUCUCUCUGCGCCCACAAACACAAGUUCCAUGGAUGGCUAUUGGUGAUUUCAACGCUAUACUGGGUGCCCACGAGCAGAUGGGAGGAGGCAGACCGUCCCAAGCUUCAUGCGCUGAGUUUAGUAACAUGUCUGACACUUGUAACUUUACCCACUUGAACACAUCUGGGGCAGCCUUUACAUGGUCUAAUGGCUGGAGGUCUCGUGGUCGCACUGAACGAAGGUUAGAUCGCUCCUUGUGUGAUAUAAGUUGGUUUGAUUCUUGGCCCCACUCUAACUGCAUAGCUUUGCCAAAGGUAGUCUCAGAUCAUAACCCCCUUAUCUUCUCUGGUUCUAGAGUUUUGCGCAAUGGUCAUCGUCCUUUCCGUUUUCAAUCAAUGUGGGUUCAACAUCCAUCUUUUCGAGAAACUGUAACUCAUUGCUGGAGAAAUACAGUUGUCUAUGGUUGUCCUAUGUUUAUCAUUCUGCAAAAAUUGAAAGCUCUAAAAACCUGCUUGUGCCAAUGGAAUUUUUCGGUUUUUGGUGAUGUUCAUAAUAGAAUGGCUAAUGCUCGGCAUAAUCUUUAUAUGAUUCAACAAAGAAUUUCAACUGAGGGUAUUAAUAAUGAUCUUUUCGAGGAGGAGAUUGUCGCCAAGACUACAGUAAUGGAGUCUCUUCAAAUGCAAGAGGCAUUUUGGAAAGAUAGAGCUCGUGUUAAGUGGUUAACUAAAUGGGAUAGAAAUUCUUCUUUCUUUCAUGCCUAUGCUCGUAUUAAAUCUUCCAGCUCUCAUAUCAGUUGUAUUCUUGAUGGAAACAAUCUUCUUACUGACCCGCUGGCUAUUGAGAACCAUAUUGUUAAUUUCUAUCAGACUUUGUUCGGCUCUUCUUUCACCCCUUCAGGUAUUGAUGAGGUUUGUGAGGUCAUCCAGCCGAUGGUCACAGACUCUGAAAAUGAUCUCUUAUCUGCAUUACCUACUGAUGAGGAAAUUAAGGAGGCAGUUUUCUCAUUAAGUGCUUCCAGUGCGCCAGGGCCAGAUGGUUUUCCAGGUUUUUUCUAUCAUCACUGUUGUGAUAUUGUCAGCUUUGAUGUUAUUCAAUUUGAAGCAAUUCUUUCAAUCAAAUUGGCUAUACCCCAAUACCAAUAG